Prorocentrum cordatum is the source of this 390-nucleotide messenger RNA. The record is from the annotation of a GenBank genome assembly. Lineage: Eukaryota; Dinophyceae; Prorocentrales; Prorocentraceae.
GACGAGGAGGAGGAAGAGGACGAGGACGAGGACGCGGCCGCGGCCGCUGGUAGACGCAGGUCGGGCGCGGCCCCUGGCACCGGCAAGUUGGCGCAGUACGUCCGCACGUGGCGCUGCAGCGUCGUGGUCCAGGCGACGGCCUUCGCAGCCUCCUUCCGCCGGGUUCCCUGGCCGAUCUUCGACAAGUCAUUGUUGGUGAUCGCCUGCUGCUCCCUCGACGAUGCCAACAACGCAGGCACAGCGGGGUGCGUGGCGUUCUGUGCCAACCAGAACACGGGCGGAAACAACGGCGCCUGGCUGGGGCCUCCGGCCCACGCCCUGGCAAAGCACGCGAGGGGGCCCUGCUCGUCGGGCGCAAACGUCUCUGCGAGCUUGCAGAACUCGUCGUAG